Glarea lozoyensis ATCC 20868 is the source of this 531-nucleotide messenger RNA. RefSeq lists its product as uncharacterized. The transcript has a single exon. Lineage: Eukaryota; Fungi; Ascomycota; Leotiomycetes; Helotiales; Helotiaceae. Gene Ontology annotation, cellular component: Golgi apparatus. The record is from RefSeq and is a predicted model, not a curated record. The coding region runs from base 1 to 531 and encodes 176 amino acids.
AUGGCACGAAUUCAGAUCCCCAUCGACGUGAUCACGUCCCGACUCAAUCUCUCCGACAGAUUUGCGGGCGUCCGCUCCCAGUCAAUCACGGCGAGAUUUGCCAAUUUGAAGCCUAUUUCGGAAUUCCUCGACUUAAAGAGACUCUCCAAGCCUGCCAACUUUGGCGAGGUUCAGUCACGAAUCAACUACAACCUGGGCUAUUUCUCUAGCAACUAUGCCGCUGUCUUUGUGAUGCUCAGCAUCUACAGUCUUCUUACCAAUUGGACCCUGCUCUUCGAUAUCAUUCUGGUCGUUGGUGGUAUGUGGGGUAUUGGCAAACUUGGGGGUGAGGACUUGGUCGUGGGUACCUUCCGCGCCACAUCUUCUCAGCUCUACACGGCACUGCUUGUCGUCUCGGUUCCCCUCGGUCUCUACGCAUCACCAAUUGGAACACUCUUAUGGCUCAUUGGCGCAAGUGGCGUCACUAUUUUAGGACACGCUUCAUUCAUGGACAAACCCAUCGAUGAGGCUUUUUCCGGGGAGGCGGUCUAG